GAGCCUCUUCCUUCCGCACCACCACGAUCAGCCACAACCGCGUUUGGCGCCCGACCAACGCGUACGACACGAAAUAGCAAGACGGAAGGGCUGUAAAUUGCUAGCUAGCUAACUCUGCUAUGGUCGCGAAAGGCGGGAAGUCGAAGGGCGGCGCGGCAGCCGUUGCACAGGGGGAGGGCGCGACGACGAAGACGCUCCAAACGAGGAGCGCAAAGGCAGGGCUGCAGUUCCCCGUGGGCCGUAUCCACCGAUACCUGAAGCAGCGCACGCAGCACAACGUGCGGAUCGGGGCGAAGGCGGCGGUGUAUACGUCUGCAGUACUGGAGUACUUGACUGCUGAGGUGCUGGAGCUUGCUGGCAACGCCUCGAAAGACCUGCGCGUGAAGCGCAUCACGCCGCGGCACUUGCAGCUCGCGAUUCGCGGGGACGAGGAGCUCGACACGCUCGUGCGCGCGACGAUCGCGGGUGGCGGCGUGCUGCCCUUCAUACACAAGGCGCUCACCGCGAACAAGGCCGCGCCGAAGAAGGCAGGGGAGCAGUGAGCGGGGGUGGGCGGAGCGAUGCUCGAUGGGGUUUGCAGGCGUUGAUGAGACUGAGUGGGCAAAAGGGAGAGGGGGAGAGAUUGAUUGCUCGCGCUCUUGUUUCUCGUUUCAUGAUGAGUGUAUUUGUGUACUUACUAUAAUAUUGUGCGAUGUAAACCGUGGCGAAAGUGCCCAUGACCCGCGAGCAACCGAUGCACAUAAGUAUAGGUCGG
Messenger RNA from Gloeophyllum trabeum ATCC 11539, 754 nucleotides. Its product is annotated as histone-fold-containing protein. The coding region runs from base 120 to 542 and encodes 140 amino acids. The record is from RefSeq and is a predicted model, not a curated record. Gene Ontology annotation, cellular component: nucleosome. The transcript is spliced from 5 exons. Gene Ontology annotation, molecular function: structural constituent of chromatin; protein heterodimerization activity; DNA binding. NCBI's taxonomy places the organism in Eukaryota, Fungi, Basidiomycota, Agaricomycetes, Gloeophyllales, Gloeophyllaceae.